Messenger RNA from Entamoeba invadens IP1, 1323 nucleotides. RefSeq lists its product as hypothetical. Gene Ontology annotation, biological process: endoplasmic reticulum to cytosol auxin transport. The transcript is spliced from 3 exons. NCBI's taxonomy places the organism in Eukaryota, Evosea, Mastigamoebida, Endamoebidae. The coding region runs from base 1 to 1323 and encodes 440 amino acids. The record is from RefSeq and is a predicted model, not a curated record. Gene Ontology annotation, cellular component: membrane.
AUGGAUGUUCUGACAAUCCUCCUUGCAAUUUUUAAUGCAGUGUUUAAAUUAGCCGUGAUUGCUUUCGCAGGAUUUUUCGCGACAAAAACUUCUGGAUUUACUCCAGAAAUCAGAAAAGGCUUUUCAACAAUAGUCUUCCACUACUUUUUGACGGCAGUCAUCUUUUCCCAAACUGCGACAAGUAUGGAUACAAUAAUAACAUUGGUUGAAUGGUGGUUUCUACCGUUUGCUGGUGUUAUUGUAUUUGUGAUUGCAUUUCCGGCCAUGUAUAUCAUUGGUAAGUUGUUUAAGCUUGAUACAAAGACACGGAGAGUUUUUGUGUAUUCCAUAUCAUUUGGAAACACUAUGUACAUCCCUCUUGCACUUGUUGAUAGUAUCACUUCUGAGACUGAUUUGUUUGGAGAUAAUGGUAAAGAAAAAGGCGGUGCGUAUAUAUGUGCGUAUUUGAUUGCGACAUCUCUUAUCUAUUGGAUAUUUGGAUACACCUACAUCCAGAAAAACCAAGUUGCAACGGACGAAGAAAACAAAAAGCAAAUCAAAUUGGAGGAUGAACUUUUAACAGUUCAACAUGAAGACUCCACGAAAGUUGAAAAAAAUGAACUAAACACAGACGCCGAGCAAAAAAGUUUGACAAAUGAGAAAUCUCAAGUGGAUACAAAAGAGAUACCGCAAACAACACUUCUUGACGAAGAAACGAAAUUGUCGAUUUUCAAGCGUCACCUGAGCAACUUAUAUGAGAAGGUAAAACACAUGUUCUCAAUAGUACAUGGCUUGUAUCUAAAAUACAUCCCCGCCUCAGUACGACUCGGUUUGUCCAAAUUAGUAAACCCUCCAACACUGGCAACCAUUUUUGGGUUGUUCAUGGUCAUCAUCAACCCAGUUCGCGACUUAUUCUUUGAUGGAGGAAAGUUUGAUAUUAUUGGGCGCACGCUCUCAUAUAUUGGGAGUGCCGCUGUUAUAUGUGCUCUAUUCAUUCUUGGUGGCAAUUUGUCGAGUGGGCCGCGUGGUGGAAAGAUUCGUUGGUAUGUCAUCAUCAUUGGGUUGUUUACACGUCUUGUAAUUGUCCCCGCGAUUUGUAUUGGAAUAAAUUACUUGCUGUGGUACUACAAGUUCAUCCCAACAGACAACAUGUUCUUUUUUAUUGUUUCCAUUGAAGCUUGCACCCCUCCUGCACUCAACAGUUCUCUGGUGAUGAAUAUGAUAUACCCCGACGGAAACGAGGAGUGUGGCUCGCUUCUUUUUUUCGCUUAUUUGAGCGCAAUCGCCACCUUGUCGGGGUGGAUGGCUGUCAUCAUGUUACUUAUCCAAACAAAACCAAAUUGA